AUGAGUUCCCCACGCCGCCGUAUCGAGACAGAUAUGCUCAUGAGCGACUAUGAAGUCACUUUGGAAUUCUAUGUGAGGUUCAAAGGGCCUGCCGAAACCCCCUUUGAAGGCGGCAUCUGGAAAGUCCGCGUCGAGCUACCCGAUCAGUAUCCAUACAAAUCCCCUAGCAUUGGCUUCGUGAACCGAAUCUUCCAUCCCAACAUUGAUGAGCUAUCCGGAUCGGUUUGUCUAGACGUCAUCAACCAAACAUGGUCGCCAAUGUUCGAUAUGAUCAACAUCUUUGAAGUAUUCCUGCCUCAGCUUCUACGUUACCCGAACCCUACCGAUCCUCUCAACGGUGAGGCCGCUGCCAUGUUGCUCAGAGAACCCAAGACCUACGAGAACAAGGUAAAAGAAUAUGUCCAGAAGUACGCGAGUAAGGACGCGGCAGACGAGGCGGACGCAGAAAGUGAAGACGACGGCGAACUAUCAUCCGUGGCUAGCUUCGACGAGGAAGACGACGAGGAGGCCGCCGGUAAGAUGGACGACGUCUAG
Neurospora hispaniola is the source of this 534-nucleotide messenger RNA. Its product is annotated as ubiquitin-conjugating enzyme/RWD-like protein. Gene Ontology annotation, cellular component: nucleus. The record is from RefSeq and is a predicted model, not a curated record. Gene Ontology annotation, biological process: ubiquitin-dependent protein catabolic process; protein polyubiquitination. Gene Ontology annotation, molecular function: ubiquitin conjugating enzyme activity. The transcript has 7 exons. The coding region runs from base 1 to 534 and encodes 177 amino acids. NCBI's taxonomy places the organism in Eukaryota, Fungi, Ascomycota, Sordariomycetes, Sordariales, Sordariaceae.